AUGGAUUGCAGCCUGAAUCCAGCUACGAUGGAAAAGAUCAUCCUUUUUGAGGAGAGAAACUUCCAGGGCCGCUCCGUUGAGUGCAGCAGCGACCGGCCGGAUUUUCAAAGUCAGCUCAGCCGCUGUAACUCCGUCCGUGUGGAAAGUGGCUGCUUCAUGCUCUAUGAACGUCCCAACUUCCAGGGACAGCAGUUCUUUCUGAAACGGGGGGAUUAUCCUGACAUGCAGUCUGAGGGUUUCAGCACCUCCAUUAAGUCCUGCCGGAUGAUCCCGUCUCACAGGGGCACCUACAGGAUAAAGAUCUAUGAGAAGGAGGAUCACAGAGGCAACAUGGUAGAGUUAACCGAGGAUGCUCCGCAAGUCAUGGACCAGCUACGCUCCCCCGAGAUGCUCUCUUGUUCUGUACUGGAGGGGUACUGGAUCCUUUACGAAUUGCCGAAUUACAGAGGCCGCCAAUACCUGCUGAGACCAGGGGAGUACAGGAGAUUCAGCGACUGGGGCGCUAUGAGCGGCAAAAUCGGCUCUUUGAGACGUGCCACUGAUCUCUACUGA
This is a messenger RNA of Mauremys mutica (yellowpond turtle), 552 nucleotides long. RefSeq names its product gamma-crystallin B-like. The coding region runs from base 1 to 552 and encodes 183 amino acids. Gene Ontology annotation, biological process: lens development in camera-type eye; visual perception. Gene Ontology annotation, molecular function: structural constituent of eye lens. The record is from RefSeq and is a predicted model, not a curated record. The transcript is spliced from 3 exons. Lineage: Eukaryota; Metazoa; Chordata; Testudines; Geoemydidae.